This is a messenger RNA of Larimichthys crocea (large yellow croaker), 2699 nucleotides long. It is a transcript of the gene cxh6orf120, whose product is annotated as chromosome X C6orf120 homolog. NCBI's taxonomy places the organism in Eukaryota, Metazoa, Chordata, Actinopteri, Sciaenidae. The record is from RefSeq and is a predicted model, not a curated record. Bases 179 to 736 code for a protein of 185 amino acids. The transcript is spliced from 2 exons.
CAGCGGUAGGUGGCGGCGGUGGGCGGGUCUCCGUUGGUGAGUCAAAGGAAAAGGAAGUGAAGAAGUGAACUUCAUUUCCAGCAGGUUGCUGUGGUUUAGACGAAGAUGCUGGUUAGGAAAUGACAGCUGUGCUGUCUGGUGUCGUCCAGGCGGUGACUGACUGACAGAUGCCUUCAUUAUGAUGCCGAGCUACAGCGCUCUGGUCAUCACCCUCCUGCUGUCCCAGGCCCGAGGCUUCCUGAACCCUCCAGAGGACGAUAACAUCCCCAAAGAGUGGGUGCUGCUCCAUGUGGUUCAGGGCCACAUCGGGGCCGGAAACUACAGCUACCUGCGCCUCAACCACGAUGGCAGAAUCAUCCUGCACAUGCAAAGCCUCAAGGGAGACGCAGACCUCUACGUGUCGGAUAAGACACUACGGCCGAGCUUCGACACUUACAAGCUGCAGUCUGUCACCUGCGGCCAGGAUAUGGUGGUGGUGCCAGGGGACUUCACAAGGCCCGUGGGCAUCGGCAUUUACGGCCACCCGUCUCACAAGGAGAGCGAGUUUGAAAUGCGGGUGUUUUACGAUCAGACGGUUCUCCAAGACCCGUUUGAUAAGGGCUCAUACAGUUCAGAUGACGGAUUCAAGAAAACAAAACCCCCUCAGGCAGCAGAGGAGGACUUUCAGGAAGAGGAGUCAAUCUUUUGGACAAUUCUGAUCGGACUUUUGAAGAUUAUACUUGAGAUCUUGUUUUGAAAAUGAUUUCCUGCCUCGCUGCUGCACCAGAAGGAGGAGAUUUGGCUUCUCUCUUUUUUUUUUCUUUUUUUUUUUUGGCUCAGUCAGCCUUUAUACAUUAAAUAAGAUUAGUUUCUUUCAUUCUGUGAGAAUGAGAAAAUGUAUGUUUCCUUGUGAUCAAACAAACAAACUUGAUUUAAAAAAAAAAAAAGAAAGUCCAAAUCAAAUCAAUUUUAAAAGUUGUAAUUGGAAGUUGAAACUGAAUUCACCAGUGAAGCCAGAAAAUGUUUCACGGUGUCUGUAUGUUUGGUGACGAGAAAAACUGAACAUUAGUCUCUCGGAUUUAGGAGUUGUUUUGGUGUCCUCUCAUAGAAAGACUGGAACAAAGCAUAUUAAGGUGAAGCACAGGCACAUGUUCAGUCGUGGCCUAAAUAUGAGCCUUUGUGAUUUUCUAUUUUGAACCGCAGUUCAACCAAAAGGGGCAAGAGGAUAUUAAUAUUUCUGCUGUCUUAAAGGAUAGGUUAGAGUCUUUUUUUACUGUAUCUUAACACAACACUCACAUGCUGUAUAUAAGUUGAAGUGAAGUGACUAUACUGUUAAAGAUGGUGAACAAAAUCCACAUGAUAUGCGGCUUCAGCAAUCAGAGUUCACAUGAGCUACAUCUAAAGGUAGAGCUCCUGGCUGACCGCGCUGCCUUCCUGAUCUCUCUUCAAGAGCUCUUUGUGUUUCUUUUGUAGCUUUGAUGUGAUGAAUCCUAUAAACGAGGUGAAUGUUUUCACACAGACUCUACUUGAAGGCAUUCACGGUGUUGCACAAUGACAGAAGUAGCUGUGCGAAUGGAAAAAAAUCUUAUCUAGAGUAGUUAAAAUCCAGCCUGUUACCUGUCCUCUGCAUACCCGCCCAGAAGACGCAUCAAGAAGCAAAAUUUUAAACCCAUGUUGAGUGUUUCCACCGUUAUUUGAAAUGAUAAUUUUACAGACAUUAAUUAGCACUUUUUUUGUGAAAUGAAGUCACACUAUAGACUGUUUAUCUCCAUUAGUAUACGCCAUCGCCUGAGUGUUUUUGAAAGCCUGAAUUCUCAGAAAAAGAUGCCAGCAUCGAUGAAAGUAAUUAAUGAGCUCUGAGGCUUAUGAUUCUGAUAGAUCCAGUUCUCAAUUCCCAUCAGUAUUUUUCAUGUUUCUUUGCUAAAAUGCGUCUUGUUAGUCACAUGUAGGUUUAUUGUAAGGUCGCUUCACCAGGUAUAAACCAAGGGUACAACUAGCACGACUUGAGUUUACUGACUUAUGGACAGGAGGGACAGAACUCUCACAGUGUAAAGAAAAAUGUGAAUAUUGUGUCAUGAUGCACUUGAACCUAUCCUUUAACUCAAUCAUAAAUGUAACUGAUGCGACUGACUCUCACCUCGGCCUCUGGAUGAAUGAAACCGCUUGUCUUAACUCUGCAUAUCAACACCACACAGGAUGUGUGUGGGUUUAAAGAUCACAAAAACUUAGCAAUAGUCAUUGUCAGCCAUUUGGAUACAUACAUGAGGUUCCUACAGGACAGGUUUGUUGUUGGACAUGAAGGAAGGCCUGAAACGGUGAAAGUAUGAUGGUAUUGGGUCAGUGAAGGUAAAGCUGCUGCUGAAUAUACUGUCUUGAUUCUUGAUCCUCACUUUUCAUUCACUGUUUACAGAUUUAUUGCUUUCAUUCAGCCUCCAAAUGGGAACAUCUGUUUUUUGAAGAUACUGCUACCAAUACGUUAACAUCAGUAGCAACAUUUCACUCACUUUGUUUUUGCCUGUUGGACAAGCUCCUGAUUUAAACAUCGCCUCCUACCUUCGUUGGAGUUCAGUUACAAGUAAACAUGCGACCACUGAGCAGAAAUGUUCAACAGUGCCUUCAGAUCAGUCCUCUGCAGGGUGAACAGCCGAGCAGUUGUCCUGCUUCCAGAGACGAUUCAGUCAGGUUUCUAAAUAAAGCAGUUGUUUUGCAGACUGUAAAAC